Messenger RNA from Nicotiana tabacum (common tobacco), 876 nucleotides. NCBI's taxonomy places the organism in Eukaryota, Viridiplantae, Streptophyta, Magnoliopsida, Solanales, Solanaceae. The record is from RefSeq and is a predicted model, not a curated record.
AUGACUUCGCCAAAAAUUCAAAAGGAUAUUGUGAGUGCUUGUGCACAAGAGACCGUGAAAGCUAUAAUUGAUGACUUAGAUGGAGAUUAUUUUGAGAUUUUAGUUGAUGAGUCCAAAGAUAUUUCACACCAUGAACAAAUGGCCCUUGCUUUGCGGUAUGUUGACAAAAAAGGCCAAGUGAACGAGCCAUUUAUUGGUCUUGUUCGUGUUAGUGAUACAUUUGCAAAGUCGUUGAAAGAAGCAGUACUUCCUUUUCUAAUGAAACACUCAUUAAGUCCAUCCAAAAUACGUGGACAAGGCUAUGAUGGGGGUAGUAAUAUGCAGGAAAAACUAAAUGGCCUUAAAGCUUUAAUUUUGCAAGAAACUCCAUCGCUGUUGCUAAAAAAAUACAAGGAGGUGGAGACCUUCUUUGCUAUUGUUACUAACAUGUUGAAUAUGAAUGGAGUUUCUUUUAAGCGAAGAGAUCAACUUCAGGAACAUCAAGCAGAAUUGUUGGAGCAAUUGCUAGAGAGUGGUGAAGUUCAAAGUGGAAAAGGAUUAAAUCAAGAGCGAGGGCUUCAAAGGCCAGGUGACACUCGCUGGGGAUCACAUUGUAAAACGUUGGAUAACUUUAUUAUUUUAUUUUCUUCUAUUGUUCAUGUGCUUGGGGUGAUUGAAUGUGAAGGUGAUGUUAAUGAUAGGUUGCAAGCAGAAGCUUUUUCGAGUAAAAUUAAAGCAUUUGAAUUUAUUUUCUUGCUUCACUUAAUAUUGAAAGUGUUGAUAAUGUCAAACAAGUUGAGCAAAGCUUUACAGAAGAAAGAGCAAGAUAUUGUCAAUGCCAUGGUAUUUCUUGAUAUCACAAAGGAAAGGUUGCAAGAAAUGAGAGAUGAAGGAUGA